Molecule: messenger RNA, 2164 nt
Organism: Triticum aestivum (bread wheat)
Lineage: Eukaryota; Viridiplantae; Streptophyta; Magnoliopsida; Poales; Poaceae
Exons: 2
Coding region: 317-664 (115 amino acids)
Source: RefSeq, a predicted model, not a curated record
UCCUCAUGAUGCAACAACCAGCAUCUCCGUACUGGCCACCGGCCCGUUCCUCGCCGGAGCCUCAACCGCCAGGUUCCGUCUCUCCUCCCAGCGCCGCUGUUGUAUGCCCUCCGCGUGACCAAGUUGAUGGCCGGCGGGGCUGCCCGAGGAGGCCAUGCCAUGAAGGGCCUUUCUGCCGCGGCCAGGUCACUGCAGAUCCCCGUGACUACCGUCGCAAACCCCAACUCCUGUCGAGACACGCCCAUAGGCCAUGGCCACCGCCGACGGCGGCGUCUUGAGGCGCUUUUGCUAGGAUGGUGGAGGCUACCGUGGAGGGAUGGGCGAUGGUGGGACGAACAGAGGCGGCGUGAUGGUGGACCUGGUGGCUUCUGGUUCGUCUGGCUUCUGCCAGGGGCGUAUUUGCGUCGUCCUCCUGGGGUUCAAGCGGCCGUCAUUAAUCGGGUGCGUAAUGGCGGAAGGCGUCCUGCUGCUCGAGAUGCUGCCGUUCUGCUGCGUUAAUGAGGGAGGGUGCGUCAAUGAUCAGCUGUCCGAUGUUCACUCUGCUUGGCAUGCCGGUCGGCGUUCUACUCGCCAUGUAGAUCGUGGAGCUGUGUCUUCAUCGCACGAAGAUUUUCCUGUCAAUAGUUCAUACUGUUGGCGUCGUCCCGGCAGCGGCUACACAUGAAGCCGAGCGGGAGGCUAAAGGGGAGGACAGCAGCUGAAGCACAGACUCCGGCGGCGACUACCAUGCUACAGAGGCGACGCUGAGGCAUCGGCUCUGGCUGCAGGAAAGCUUUGUGGUGGUGAAGGAGUUGGCAGACCCAGAGGAUGACUUCCGGGCGAGCAUCGUGGUACGCCUAUGCAAGCAGGAAAAAAAGAAAAAAAAAAUGCCUAGACCAGACAACGAGAGAACAAAACGAUCUCUAAUUCAUAUGCAUGUAGACACAUCAUCUCCUACUCCCAUGCACAUGGUCACAUCAAUCCAAAAUUCACGCUCAGCCAAUGCAUGCAGCAACUAAUCCUGUAGGGUGGACAAAGAUCAUUUAACAAAACAAAAAAAAGACACGAAAUGCUUGGUGCAUGCAACAACCAUGCCAUCAAGCAUCCCAGAUUAGAAUGGCGGCUCCACAAUUUUCAUCUACUAUCCAAAAUAUAACAAAAAGAAUCAGUCACUUUGAUUAGAAAGAAAGAAACACACGACUAUGAUAUGUCGUGAUAAAUACUGGACCAACAUAUCUAGCUCAUGUUAGUGAUAUUAUGCUAUAGUUGCAAAAUGUCUCUUUAUUAGCAUUAGUAUCUGAGAGCACCGGAUAAAUUCAUCUCUAGGCAAGAAGUUAAUUUUCUGAACCUGAACUGUUUAUAACUGAGUUUAUAAUUAUAUUAAUCCAUUGGAGCCGCAAGUCGUUUCGAGCUUAUAUUCCUUUUCCGAGCAAAAAUUUGUUUCAUAAAUCAUUGAUAAUGUUUCUGCAUUAUAAUAGGAGGAUUCAAUGUUUGAACAAUUAACCACUCAAGAAAAUCAAUCAAAAGGAUGCGAACAGUACAAGCUAUCUAUCAAAUAUUUGAAAAAGAGAAUAAGAAUCCCAACUGUUCGUAGUAUUCACUUUUAAUGAGUAGCAUGAAAGAUGGUGAUAGCACUGAUCAUCUUUGGUUGGUAUUCUUUGAGCAUUUGGAUGCAACUGAGAGUGUAACCUUUGGCAAUAUCUAAGCUGUUACCUAUUUAUUAUUUAAAGUUCAGUUUCAGUGACAUUUAGGGCAUGUUUAUUUUUAUAUAAGAAAACUAGCAUAUAAUUAGUUCAAGAUCAUGGGAGAAAUGUACAGCCUAAAAUGGUAUUUUUGAAUAUUUGAAUGCAACUAAGAGUGUAACCUUUGGCGACAUCUAAGCUUUCACCUAUUCAUUAUCUAAAAUUCAGUUUCAUUGAAAUUCAGGGCAUGUUUAUUUUUGGGUGGGUGAAGCAAGCUUCCUUUGCAUAUUCACAUGAAAUAUAACAUGCAUUUGGUCGAUUAACCAUCUCUUGCUACAAACAAUUACUUCAGGAUGUUGCACAAACACUCUCACGGUACAGACGAAAAAUUGACUACUAUAUUUUUCUUCCCCAAGACAAAUAUAAGCUAUAAAUGAUUGUAACUUGUUCGACUUAUAAUGCGUCCUAUCUUUGCAGCAAUGUGUACUUCCUACUUCGUGAAA